GACAACCAGUAUAGAAAACCGACCCCUUGGAUUUACCCACCAUGCAGGUAACGGGACUGUGUGCGCGGGCUGCCGCGUCAUGACACGCCGGGACACCGCACGGGCCAGCAUGACGAUGGCUUAAACCAUGUGCGCUCAUUGUUGAGUGGACUUGAGACGCAGGAUCACGCCAUUCAUUCCGGACCUCAAGGCUUUUGCGUCCCCCCCACCCCUCUUCCACCUCCUCCACCCCCACCCCCCUUUUUGAAGCUCGAGCGCGGAGAAAUGGGAUGACGUGAGAUUGGACAGGACAAUGUUGGUACCCGACGUUGGCAUCCCGCUGCUGGGGCGUCUGCUGCUGAUGCUGCUUCUGCUGUCUGCCUCCGAGUCGAGGCUGUCCCAGGCCUGCCCCGACCUCAUCUCCAGCAGCUGCAGCUGCACGGACGAGCGUCCAAAAGCGCACGGCGCCUCGGCCCCGGGGAGGAGAGUCAGCUGCAACAAAGAGGAGCUGUCGGAAAUCCCAGAUGCCAGUCUGCUCCCCAACAGGACCGUCACGUUGAUUCUGAGCCACAACAAGAUCCGGGUUCUGCGAAAUGGGUCGUUCACUGGACUUUACGCUCUGGAGAAACUGGACCUCAAGCAUAACUUGAUUAGCACCAUCAUUCCUGGAGCCUUCCACGGCCUGUCCGAGCUCCGCAAACUUGACUUGUCCAACAACCGCAUUGGCUGCUUGGUUCCAGACAUGUUCCAGGGUCUCACCAACCUCACCAAACUGAACCUUUCCGGAAACAUCAUAUCUACUUUGGAUGUGGGUGUUUUCCAAGAACUACCCUCCCUCAAAUUAGUGAACUUCAAUUCGGACUUCCUGUCGUGUGACUGUGGGUUGCGCUGGGUGCCGGGCUACUUUCGUACCAGCAAUGCCCGGCUCGGGGGCGAGACGCUCUGUGCCUAUCCGAGGAGCCUGCGGAGAAAGCCCCUGCACGGACUAAGGGAAAGCCAGCUUAGCUGCGGUGGUCCCCUGGAGCUUCACACACUGUCCCUGCUGCCAUCCCAGCGUCAGGUGGUUUUCAAAGGGGACCGCCUCCCCUUCCACUGCACCGCUGCCUUGGUGGGCAACCUCACCACCGUGCACUGGCGUCACAACGGCAAGCUGGUGACCUCUGACCCUGAGAUGGGUGUCCAACUGGAGAACAGUGUGCUGCAUGACUGCACCUUCAUCACCAGUGAGCUCAUCCUAUUCAAUGUGCAUGUGGAGGCCAGUGGGGAAUGGGAGUGUGUGGUGACUACUGGGUGGGGCAACGUUUCUCGAAGUGUUGAAAUAGUCGUGCUGGAGAACAGCGCCUCCUUCUGUCCAGAGGAUAAAGUUGUCAACAACCGGGGAGAGUUCAGGUGGCCAAGGACCCUUGCAGGCAUUGUUUCCUAUCAGUACUGCCUCCCGCUGCGGUACCCCUCCCUGUCUAUGGAGGGAGGUAUGGAACAGAAGAAAGCUUCACGUUACUGUGACCGUUCCGGAAAAUGGCAGGAAGGGAACUACACAAACUGUCAUUAUACCAACGGCAUUACCCGCGUCCUACAUACCUUCAUCCUGAGGCCCAUCAAUGCUUCUAAUGCAGUCACUGUGGCACAUCAGGUGCGCUCUUACACUCUGGAGGCAGCAGGUUUUACUGACUCAGUGGAUGUGCUUUAUGUAGCCCAGCUGAUGGAGAAGUUCAUUGAAUAUGUCAGACAGAUUCGAGAGCUGUCAGAGGUACUAGUUGAGAUGGGCAGUAACCUGAUGCAGGUGGAUGACCAGAUCUUGGCCCACGCCCAAAGGGAGAAGAGAGCCUGCAGCUCCAUUGUCCACUCUUUGGAGAUGCUGGCCUGGCCUCAACUCCACAGUCAUGCUCAAGACCUCUCAAUUGUCUCCAGGAAUAUUGUGAUGGAGGCUCAUCUGAUUCGACCAGCACACUUCACUGGCAUUAGCUGCACCGCCUACCAGCGGCGUGAGGUCGUAACAGGCAGCCCGGUCUCAGAGGGAGCAGAGUCCCACCAUGAGCAGCAGCUUCGUUUCCGCUGUACUACCAGCUCCCAUAACACCUCCCUAAACAAUUUCCCCCUAAAGAAUUCAGUAGCCCUGGCCUCUGUGACUCUCCCAGCCUCCCUGUUUCCUCCUGAUGCCCCCACAGAUUGUAAGCUGCAGUUCAUAGCGUUUCGUACAGGCCGCUUCUUCCCUCUGUCUGGGAAUUCCAGCGUUCCUGGGGAGCACUCUCGCCGACGGACCGUCAAUACCCCUGUCAUGUUCGUAGGCUUGGACGGCUGCAGCAUGUGGAAUCACUCUGACCCUGUCUGGGUGUCACUGCGUCACUUGUCUCCUGGUACUGACCCAGUGGCAGCCCAGUGGAGCCUGCGGGCCCUGGAGAAACAGGGAGGCUGGACCCAAGAGGGCUGUCAGCUGGUUCGCACCGACGGCAUCACCUCCACGCUACGCUGCUCCCUUCUUAGCAACUAUGCUGUGCUGCAGGAGGUGCCUGAGUUCCCAAACUCUCUGCCUGUGUCAGUGAGGGUACUCCACCCUGUGGUCUACGCUUGCACUGCAGUACUCCUCCUUUGCCUCUUCACCAUCAUCAUCACACAUAUUGUAUACCACAGUUCAAUAUGCAUAUCAAGAAAAAGCUGGCACACAUUGCUCAAUACCUGCUUCCACAUUGCCAUGACAACGGCCAUCUACGCAGGUGGCAUUAGCUUGACCAGCUACCCAGUGGUGUGCCAGGCGGUGGGCAUCGCGCUACACUACUCCUCACUGUCCACUCUGUUGUGGAUUGGAGUCAGUGCCAGGGUCAUCUACAAAGAGGCUGUUUGGAGAAUGCCACGGCUACCAGAGGGAGAGCCUCCUCCUCCGCCCACUCAGCGACCUAUGCUCAGGUUCUAUUUGAUAGCUGGCGGAGUUCCUCUCAUUGUGUGCGGGAUAACUGCAGCUGUCAACGUCAACAACUAUGGAGACAACAGCCCUUACUGCUGGCUGGUGUGGCGACCCAGCCUGGGGGCCUUCUUUGUCCCUGCUGGCCUCGUGGUGUUGGUGACUUGGAUCUAUUUCCUGUGCACUGUGUUUCGCCUGAGGCAACGUGUGACCAAAGAAUGUACAGGAACUUCUCUGUCCUCCCCUGUGCCCGAAAGCCAACCUGCACUGGCGGGAAGCACCAGUCUUUUGUCCACAGACUCAGCGGUGGGCACUAUAAACCCUGUCAUGACUCCAGAGGACCAGUACUCGCUCAAGAUACAGUUCUUGGUGCAGUUGGUUACUCACCUCCUGUUCAUGGGUCUGUGGUGCUGUGGAGCCAUGGCCGUGUGGUUGACAGGACACACCAGCUUGUUGUUCAGCUGCCUUUAUGGGAUGACUGCCACGGUUCUGGGGGUAUUUCUAGUGGUACAUCAUUGCUUUCGACGUCUAGAUGUGCAGGCUUCAUGGCUGACGUGCUGCCCUGGAUAUCGCCGCUCCCAACCCAUGUCUACCUACACCCACACUUGCACAACUGGGAGCGGAGUACAGACCACUGAGCAGGGAUCCCAACUUUUCAUCGUCUGCCAACCCCCAGGUGACUCUCAAAACUCCUCAUCUGCCAGGUCAUCAUCCACACCAAGUGGAAUCAGCAGCGUCGGCCCUGGACCCUGCAAGCUCACCAACCUGCUGCAGGUGGCACAGGAUAAUUCCAACAAUGUCUCUCGUGCCCCUUUAGGCAACAACACUAGCACCAGUACUGACAACAUCACCAAACCAAAAAACAACCACCUGCCCACUAUAAAUUCUGUUGCCCCAGUGCACCCUCAGAGAAGGAAAGUGAGUAGCAGAACUAAACAAGGGAGUGGCCAAUAUCACCAUCGGGGUGAAGGCAGAGGUCACUAUCGUCUCAAAGCUCUGAGGGCUGCUGGCGGUGGGGGCAGCCUGGGAGCUUUAGGACCCACAGGUAUAGAAUACCUCAAUUCUUCACAUGCAGCUCACAAGCAUGCCACUAGUGAGAAUGGCAGCAUCCACCAUAGCCUCUCAGAGAGCCAGGCCAGCCCACUAUCCAAUGGUAGACGGGUUGGAGAGACAGUGGCCACCAGCCCCUCAGAGGGAAGUGACGGUGGGAGUAGUGGGAGUCGCAAACCAUUUCCCCUGUUACCUUCUAUGGCCAGCAGGGCAGCUAUGCAUGGCGCUCAGAGACGUUGUGCGAGCAAAGACAAUUUGAAACUGGCAGCAGCUGCUGAGCGAGAGGCGAAACGCUGCUCUUACCCUCUGAACAGUGUCGAUACCACUGUGCCAGGGGCCACUGCUCCUAAUGGCACUCUCAAAAACUCAGUGCUAGAGCUGGAGCAAGACAUGAGUGGCACGGACCAGUCGCAGAGCUCUGUUGGAAUGAAAAGUGGCUUGUGGAAGAGUGAAACCACGGUGUGACCCCAUUCUUCCACAUGACCUCGUAUGCAUGAAUCUAACAGACAUUACAUAUGAUUUGGUUAUGUUUCAAUGGCCUCUAAAUCAUAAUAACCAUAUAAUUUGAUGUGUUGAAGAUCAAAUGGGCAUCAGGACAAUGAACUGGUACUCUCUCCACUAUAGCAUAGUUGGAGUUUGCUGUGAAAAAAAAGGCAGGUCUUUCAAAACAAAGUCAUUCAUUUACCUUUUCCCUUCACAUAAAAUUGUACAAACUAGGUCCCAAAUUGGCAUUUGAUGUUAAAUUUGGAUGUGAUGAAAGCUUUAUUGUUUUAGUUGUGAUUUUUCUAUGCAUAACAACUAUAAGAUGAGAUGGAUUCCAAGAUAGUCCAUUUCCACAGUACAGCUACAUGCAUUUACUCUGUGGACAACCUUUUGCUCUUAUGCUUUCUUGAAGUAAUUGUUUGUGUGCACUUGUAUCUUUGUAUGUAUGUGUGUGUGUGUGUGUGUGUGUGUAUGCGUGCGUGCGUGCGUGCAAAUGAGAGUAUUUGCAUAAGUUUGGGCAUACAGAAUGUCAUUCAGUGAGUUUGAAAAGAAGCCAAGAAACGACUUUUGAAUAUUAAAAAAUGUCUCUUUUUCACUUUUGUGUAUUUACAUCAGCACUGAUAUGGAGCUCCAAAUUCCUACUAAAAGUACAAAGAAAAUAGAAUAAAAACGAGGAACAAUGGCUCAACUGACUUCUUAAACCGAGUCACUUGCAUCACUUUGAAUAAAUGAGUGCCAAGCAGCAGUUUAAUUCAGGGUUAUGUACGAAUAGAUGCAGACUGCCCCCUCCUGGAUGGCAGAAGCAACUUCUCACUGACAAUUGAAAUAAGCAUAUGCUGCCAUAGAAUGCUCCAACCCAAUACCUGCUGAUAAGUAGGUCUUUUUCUGUAUAUAUAAUUUGAAAAUUUUUAUUUAUGCACAAAAAAUCUCUGAAAGGAGUAUGUUGAAAAUUCAAGGAUGCUAUUCCUAACUCAGCCUUUGAAAAAUAAUUAUCAGGGGCUUGACCAAAAGAUUGCACAGCAUAUAGAUCAUAAGCUUUUUUUGAGUAGACUGAAUAUCUUCUUCAAAAUUUAGUGUAUUCUAAAACCUCCAUGUCAUUCUGAUGUUUUCAUGUACAAUUGGUAAGUUUCUAUUCAGGAAAUAAAUGGGAAAUAUUAUCCAU
Lampris incognitus (smalleye Pacific opah) is the source of this 5570-nucleotide messenger RNA. It is a transcript of the gene adgra2, whose product is annotated as adhesion G protein-coupled receptor A2. The record is from RefSeq and is a predicted model, not a curated record. Gene Ontology annotation, biological process: G protein-coupled receptor signaling pathway; cell surface receptor signaling pathway; central nervous system development. NCBI's taxonomy places the organism in Eukaryota, Metazoa, Chordata, Actinopteri, Lampriformes, Lampridae. The coding region runs from base 293 to 4390 and encodes 1365 amino acids. Gene Ontology annotation, cellular component: plasma membrane; Wnt signalosome. The transcript is spliced from 19 exons. Gene Ontology annotation, molecular function: protein binding; G protein-coupled receptor activity.